ACACAGACCUACAUUGCUCUCGCCGGUUCGAUUACUUUUCAGUCCUCAGUGCGGGAAAGUUAAAUCGUUUUAUGGAAAAACCACACAGCUUUUUAGCCAAACUUGUCAAUGGCGCUAUUGCUGGAGUGGUGGGAGUUACCUGUACUUUUCCGUUGGACCUUUGUAAAACAAGACUGCAGGAUCAGAGAAAUCUUGGAGCUCAAAAACACUACAGAAACUUAGCGGACUGUUUAUGGAAAGUAGCAAGAGCAGAAGGAGUACAGGGCUUAUACAAAGGCAUGGGAAUAAACCUGUUACUUAUAAACCCAGAGAAAGCUAUAAAACUUGCUGUAAACGACCAAAUACGACAACUGUAUGGUGGAAGAAGAUGUAGACUACCCUUAACCAAAGAGAUGAUAGCCGGUGGAGCUGCCGGGUUUUGUCAGGUGAUCAUCACAACACCAAUGGAAAUGCUUAAAAUACAGCUUCAAAUGGCAGGGACACAAACCACAACGGGUCCGCGAAUGCCUAAUGCAGCUACUGCAGUGGCAGCUGCCAGUUCAAAUCUAAGGACGUUUGGCACCAAGUCAGGUACAGCUCCGAAAUCCGCCAUGAAAAUAGCACAUGACCUGAUGAGAAGCAAGGGGAUCAGUGGCAUUUACAAAGGACUUGGAGCCACAUUAGCAAGGGACGUGCCAUUUUCCUGCAUCUACUUCCCUCUGUUUGCCUUUCUAAGGCUGGAGUUUCAGGGAGAAGGAACACAGAAUGACAACCCAGGUCCUCUGCAAUGCUUGAUAGCUGGCUGUACAGCUGCAAUGGUCGGAAGUGCCGCCGUCACACCAAUGGAUGUUGUGAAGACAAGACUCCAGGUGAUAAGAAGCGGAGGCGAAGCAGCCUACAAUGGCCUGCUGGACUGUGCUCGUAAAACUUACGUAAACGAAGGAAUAAGGGCUUUCUAUAAAGGAACAGUGCCUAGAAUGAUAGUGAUCGCCCCUCUGUUUGGAAUUGCACAGACGGUUUACUUCCUGGGAGUGGCCGAGAGAUUACUAGGACUUGAAGUGGGCGGGAUAUGACGAGAUGAGAGACCAAUACUCAGUACCAGAGACAAGCUGAGUGGGGUCGGGAACGCCCACCACCACGCUU
Messenger RNA from Orbicella faveolata, 1122 nucleotides. Its product is annotated as mitochondrial glutamate carrier 1-like. The record is from RefSeq and is a predicted model, not a curated record. NCBI's taxonomy places the organism in Eukaryota, Metazoa, Cnidaria, Anthozoa, Scleractinia, Merulinidae. Gene Ontology annotation, biological process: malate-aspartate shuttle; aspartate transmembrane transport; L-glutamate transmembrane transport. Gene Ontology annotation, molecular function: L-glutamate transmembrane transporter activity; L-aspartate transmembrane transporter activity.